Messenger RNA from Sander lucioperca (pikeperch), 676 nucleotides. RefSeq names its product leukotriene C4 synthase (gene ltc4s). Bases 79 to 531 code for a protein of 150 amino acids. The transcript has 5 exons. Gene Ontology annotation, cellular component: membrane; nuclear envelope; endoplasmic reticulum. Gene Ontology annotation, molecular function: glutathione peroxidase activity; leukotriene-C4 synthase activity; glutathione transferase activity. Gene Ontology annotation, biological process: leukotriene biosynthetic process. The record is from RefSeq and is a predicted model, not a curated record. Lineage: Eukaryota; Metazoa; Chordata; Actinopteri; Perciformes; Percidae.
UGUUCCUGUAUUCUCUGGCAGAGCUUCAGGUGUGUUUCAGUCUCACCUGUCUCUCUGCGUCGUCGUCUGGCUGCAGAGAUGUCUGAGGACGUGGUCGGCCUCGCCGCUGUGACCGUGCUGGGCGUCCUGGAACAAGCCUAUUUCUCUCUGCAGGUGAUCUAUGCCAGGAGGAAGUAUUCGGUGUCUCCUCCUGCCACCACCGGGCCGCCGGAGUUUGAGAGGAUCUUCAGAGCUCAAGCCAACUGUUCUGAGUAUUUCCCGAUCUUCAUCACCGUCCUGUGGACGUCCGGACUCUUCUUCAGUCAAGGUGCGUCUUCAGUCUGUGGUCUGCUGUAUCUGUACGCACGCUUCCGGUACUUCCGUGGAUAUUCACAGUCGGCACAGGGACGUCUGGCUCCGCUGUAUUUCAGCGCCCAGGUUCUGUGGGUCCUGAUCGGGUUCUCGUGUGUCGGCGUGCUGCUGACGUUCUGCAGAGUUUACCUGGCGAUCGAGCUGCUGGGCCAACUCACCGCCGCGCUCCGACUCACCUGAAGGAAACGUGCCGCUGACGCACGCCGGAGGAGAGAAAAUGAGACUUUUACAUUUCAUUUCUGAUGAUAAAUAAAAAUGAUAAAUUAAAAUUCCUGUUUUUAUUUUAUUUUCCUCCUCAAAACUUGUUUUAAUUGUCUGUUUUUCU